UGGCACGUGACUAAGAGUUAAAGCAAGAAUAACUCCCGGAUGGAGGGACGUUCGUUUCCGGGUUAUGCCCUUUCCGACGAGGGGGAAGACCUUACUUUUUUUUUUUUUUUUUGAUGAGCGGUUCCUAACUCGUGAUGCAUUCAGACUUGUCACCUCACCUACAUACUGAGGAGUGUAAUAUUAUCAUCCGUCAACUCCAAAAGUGCCACAAGGAGCAUUCUGUCUUAAAAUUUUUUGGCCAUUGCAAUGGUAUUGACAGAGAAAUGAGGAAAUGCCUAAAGAAAGAGUAUGAAGCCAACAGAGCCAAGAGCCACGAACAUGCAAAAGAGAUGAAGCGGAGGUUGAGGGAGGCAGGAGCACAGAAUUAGAACUGGUGAAGUGACUACUCAGACAUUGCGGGGACAGCUGGAGAAGUGCGUUUUCUCUCUCUCCUGGACACUGAAAACGUAUUUAAUCUCCAAUAAUAAAAAUGCCUAGCAUAUGGUGGA
Python bivittatus (Burmese python) is the source of this 488-nucleotide messenger RNA. It is a transcript of the gene CMC2, whose product is annotated as C-X9-C motif containing 2. Gene Ontology annotation, cellular component: mitochondrion. The record is from RefSeq and is a predicted model, not a curated record. Lineage: Eukaryota; Metazoa; Chordata; Lepidosauria; Squamata; Pythonidae.